Molecule: messenger RNA, 861 nt
Organism: Neltuma alba
Lineage: Eukaryota; Viridiplantae; Streptophyta; Magnoliopsida; Fabales; Fabaceae
Exons: 1
Coding region: 1-861 (286 amino acids)
Molecular function (GO): catalytic activity
Source: RefSeq, a predicted model, not a curated record
AUGACUUGGAAUACUCGAGGUGCCGGUGACGCCUCUUUUCGACGUCUUUUAUCUGAUCUUAUGGUUCGUAAUAAUGUCAAUAUUUUUGCACUUCUAGAGCCGAGGCAGGAUGGGGAGAAGGCAGGAUUAAUAGCUCGUAGGCUUGGUUGGCCGAAUAAAUUUUUGGUGGAGGCUAGAGGUUUUAGUGGAGGCAUAUGGCUCUUUUGGGACAUGAAUACUGACUUUGUUGUUCUAUCUUCGAGCGACCAAUUUGUUCAUGGCAAGGUGAGGAAUGGUAAUGGUGAUGAAUGGUUGUUGACCUUUGUUUACGGUCACCCCAAUACAAUUCUUAGAAGACAGUUAUGGCAGUCCCUUCAUAAUAUCUACAAUGCUUCUAAUAUGAAAUGGGCUGUGGCAGGGGAUUUCAAUGUUGUUGCCCAUAGUGAAGAUCGUUGGGGGAGGGGUAGGCAAGGUAACUCUAGGAUUGACAGGUUGUUUCGUGCUUGGAUUACGAACUGUGGCUUGAUUGAUAUUGGUUUUAGUGGGCCUCGCUUCACCUGGGGGUAUGAGAGGAGUCAAAGCAGGAUUGACCGAGUCUUUGUCAAUGAUUUAUGGCAUAUUGCUUUUCCCAAUGCUGCUGUUGUUCACUUGUCCAAGUACAAAUCCGAUCAUUGUCCGGUCCUCCUUAAGACUGACAAUUUCAGCACUGAUUGUCCUAAUAAUCGGCCUUUCCGUUUUUUUGCUCCAUGGGUUCUUCAUGAUGAGUUCCAUAAUUUUGUCAAGGAGAAUUGGUUACCACAACAUGAUUGGGGUGCUUCAGUUUUUGAAUUUACAAAGAAGCUUUUGACUUGGAAUAAGGAGGUCUUUGGAAAUAUCACAUGA